ACGAAAACCAAAUUAAAACUCAAUUACAACUCUAAUAAAUAAUAUUUAUAGCAUUUGUUUGUUCUGUGAGAGACAAAAAGUUAAUCAUUCAUAUAUAACUAGCAAGAGAGCCUCUUAUUCUCUUCCAAUCUAAACACCUCUUCUAUUUCUCAAUUUCACAAAAAAGAAAAGAGAGAUGGGUUUGCAAAACCAGCUAAACGACGUGUCGUCUGGUUCAAUUCCACUGCUGCUGAUUGCGCACAUAGCCACCUGCGUCAACUACCUCCGUUCCAUGCUCUUCGCUCUUCUCCAAACCCUAGGUCUCUCUAGGCUACACACACACCAGAUCGUCGACGACGGAUUCUUCGCCACCGUCGGAUCCGGCCUCGCCGGACUCAUCAUGCUCUCCGAUCAGCUCGCCGUUAACAACCGAUUCUUCUACACCUACACCGUCGUCGACCACGCCGACUCCGACGCCUGCGUCGUCUGCCAGACCAACUUCAAGGAAGGGGAACAGGUACGGAUGCUUCCCUGCCGCCACGUCUUCCACCGCCACUGCUUCGACGGCUGGCUCCAUCACUUCAAGUUCAACUGCCCUCUCUGCCGCUACCCGCUACUCUCCGACGAGCGCGUGGCCCUCACGGAACGCCGCGUCGGUCGUGAACUCGUCUCGUGGUUCUCCCUUCGGUGAUGAUGCGGCGUCGUUUUGCUCAUCCAAUCUUCCCUUAUCCCAAUUUUACCCCUCUCUUUUAUCCUUUUUACCUUCUUCGCGGUGGUUUUCACUUUUCGCAGAGUUGGUGUCCUUUUUUGUUUCCUCUUCUCGGAUAUUAGGUUUUUAAAAAAAUUUAUUUUAAUUAGGGUAGUUUUUUUUCUCUUUCUUUUGUUAUUAUUUAUGAAGGGAUUUUUUUUUGAAAGGGCUCUCUGGGGUGGUGUGUGCCUGAGAAUCCUUUUUGGGGCGCUGUAAAUUUUGGACUCCUCUGUAUUUAUGGGUAAUAAUUGGAGACCUUGGGGAAGAUUUUAUGCAAUAUCCUCCAUAACAGAAUAUAUAUUAGCCUUUCCUUUUC
Molecule: messenger RNA, 1043 nt
Organism: Arachis duranensis
Lineage: Eukaryota; Viridiplantae; Streptophyta; Magnoliopsida; Fabales; Fabaceae
Product: E3 ubiquitin-protein ligase RHA2A
Exons: 1
Coding region: 176-670 (164 amino acids)
Biological process (GO): protein ubiquitination
Molecular function (GO): ubiquitin protein ligase activity
Source: RefSeq, a predicted model, not a curated record